This is a messenger RNA of Frankliniella occidentalis (western flower thrips), 5614 nucleotides long. RefSeq lists its product as uncharacterized. Bases 1623 to 2231 code for a protein of 202 amino acids. The transcript has 4 exons. NCBI's taxonomy places the organism in Eukaryota, Metazoa, Arthropoda, Insecta, Thysanoptera, Thripidae. The record is from RefSeq and is a predicted model, not a curated record.
CUUUACGAACGAAAAGCUCCCACUUGUUUUUCCUUGAACUAUAGAUGUUAAGUGAAACUCACACUUCGUCCAUGGAAAAGCCGUUUUCCAGAAAAAGAGGAACGUUAACACAAACAGACAGACAGACUCACGACAGUGACAUCGCCUGCCCCCCAUCGACAUGGACUGAGUUUGGCUCAGCGAUUAUAUAGCGGAAUCAUUGCGGACACGUUCGGAGUCAUUUCGGAGUGUGCUUGGGAGUAUAUUUAACUUCUUCUGGGUCUAGUCUUAUGUAUUUUUUUCAUUGGCUGAGCGAUUGGCGAAGCCCAUAACUCCACUGACCGGAAAAGUUUCAUUCUGUUUGUUUGUUUGUCUGUAUGUCUGUCCGCACGAUAACUGGAGAAAGAACUGAGAUAGUGACCUGGGAUUUUCAGGGUCGUUUUGUAUCACAAAAAGACAGAUCGAGUUCGAAGAUGAGCAUUCUAGCUCACAAAUUGGCUGUUUUAAAAAUCAAAAACUUCGCAAAAUGUAUUUUUAUCAAACAUUUUUUUAUGGGUUUCUUGCUCAGUUAAAAAGACUUCAUUUCGAAAAAUUGUAUAUACACUCCUAUUACCUCGUCUCGGGUGUCAGCGCCGCAGGCCUAGCUAUAUGUGCGGCAGGCGCGUCGCAGCAUAACAGUGUUUCGUGAGAUAUCGCGAAGCCUGUUACGCGAGACGUGGUCUGGCGUACAUAUAGCUAGUAGGUGUGUUACUGGAUCCAUAAGCUAACAUCAGUAACUUAGAAGGGACUUGCAAUAACUUGCAUGUAUUCUACAAACUGCGGCACACACAGCCAAAGACGUUCAGCGUAUGAAAAGAAUGCUUCGGUUUUUGAGUUAAGAUUACGAAGUAGACAGCAAAGGUACCUGACAAAAAGAAAGUUCAAAGCAAGCCGUCACUCAAACCGUUUUCCGAUAGAAGCUAUAUUACAUUACACCAUAAAACAUCACAAGGGACAGGCCGAAGGCCCCUUUCAAACGCCGCCGGUAGGGCAAGCUAGGCCUGCUCCCUGACGAAACUUGGUUUGCCGGAAGAACGGGCCUAACCUGUUUCUUCGAAGAAAGUUUCAUUUUUUUCAAAUUUUUCUGGAAAUAUUUAAAAAAAAUCCAUUUCUGUUUAAAGGUUUAAUUUUUGGCAGAUGGGGGGAAAAAGAUGAAGCUACCUAACCGAAAGGAAGAGGAAGAAACCAAGCGCACAGCAGCAAACACAAAGUCACCUCGUCCAUGACAAGUAGAAGAAGUUCUGAAAAUGGCACGAACAGUGGUAGCUUCACAUAUUCCGAUCGUCGCUUUUCGCAGGAACGACCCGCAGCGAAUUUUGGGCACAUCUCCCAGAUCCCCCACAUUUUUUUGAGUGUUUUGAGUUUUUACAUGGGUUGACCAAAACCGUGGAACGUUUAACAACAGUUUUGAAGCGGCCUUUCCUCGUUAAAAGGGGGUCGCCGAACCACUGGGAGAGGGGGGGCUUUGGCACGGGAGAGUGCAUGAUGCUGGUUGGAUGUAGUCAACACGUGAGGUCUCGACCACUUUCAUACAGGACCGCGGUCUCUACAGAGCAUCCGCGCAAGCCGUGGCGCGCAGGUCGAAGUGGGCCCGCGAGCUCAGCAUGGGAAAUUCGGUGCUGGCCGUGCUUGUCUGCGUCGUGCCCACUGUGCUCGCCCUCACCUCGCUGCGUGCCUCCAUCCAUUCGUACGCCGGCCCGUACAACAUAAUGUUCAGAGAGGCGUCACAGUGCCCCGAAGGCACCGUCCCCAAGGGCGCCGUGGGGGGAAACUUUACGGGCUCUCUCCACCAUUUACCGUCUACCAAGUACCCAGUGUUCGACGGCCAACUAAUUUUGAUGAGGGACGUCGGCGUCGGCGAUGUUGGGGUCAAAGUUGUCAUCGCCAAGUGGGACAACGUCGCCGGCUGGAGAGAAAACUUUUUCCGUAUAGAUGCCGGCGAGGUCUGCAAAGUGUUCGCCACUAUUGCGCACGACGCCAUUGCAGAAGUUUCCCGCCUCAACCCCAAGUUGCCCAAGAGCUGCCCUUUUCGCAAAGGUACAUACAUUCUCCGUAAUUUCAGCAGUGAGAUUGUACAACGCUAUGAACACUUUCCGGUCUUCCCCUACGGCCGGUUCAGGGGAGACCUUUAUUAUUAUGACAUGAAAUCCAAGCAAACAGUCGCAUGUUUCAGAGGUGUCAGCGAUAUUGUUCCGAAAGUGGAGAAAAGUUGAUAUAAUAAAGUGUCCAAUCAGAAGGCGAAGUUGACAAAUGAUCGUACUCUAAAAGCACCCACCAGCUCCUACCCCGCUUCCAAGCCCUCGGGUACAACUCGAUAGAGUUUUUCUUUUUCCGGCCGAGCCGGGCCAUGGCGAGCAGCGCAGCGGCAAACGAAGGAACUCACCAGGCGGUGCCGCCACCGCGCGGCCGAUUCAAAUAGUGCAAGUGCCUCCCGUCUGCCAUCUUCUGCGUGACGUGCGGAAGGAGCAGGCCACGACGGAGUCCAACAUCAGAUGGCUGCCCUUGGGGCGCUCCAUCCCCAUUCGAGAGCCCCAAAGGAAGAAAUAAAAGAUAUUCACCCACCGGCUCCAGCGCACCGUGCUCCGCUACCAGGAGCACAAGGAAGACGGUAGUUGUGUCCUUCCUCUGGACGUGUGGCUACAAGUUUUCCCUCUAAACGUUAAUUGACUCGUCCUAACACCAAAAUCCCAUAUGCAGCGUGCGGAGUACACAAUGUCCUAUCUGCAGAGUGUCGAAUACACAAUGUUCUAUCUGAAAAACGGGGUUGGGUGCAGCCCUUCACUUUUGUGUGGUUUACAAGUAACUAGAAGACAUUAAGGCCAAUCUGCGCACACGGAAAGAAUUGUAAAGGUCCAGUGUUUAAUUAUUGACUGCAAAAAGUGAAGAAGAACGAGCGGAUACAUAGUAAUAAGCAUUUCUUUAGAGGUAUCCCGAAACCCGUGCUUUGCUGAUAGAACAUUGUGUAUUCGACACUCUGCAGAUAGGACACUGUGUAUUCCGCAAGCUGCAGAUAGGAUCCUGUUGAUAGGACGCGGCGUAUUUCCCCUUUUUGAUUUUUAUUCUUCAAUUUUACAAUUAUGUUGAUUUUUUGUUUUUGUUUUUUAUGUUUUGGACUGAUUUUAAACUGGUUGUAAUUUGGACUUUAAAUUUUUGGAACUAUAAAUGCUUGGGUGAAACGUACCAUUUGGUCAAAUGUUAUUGGUUGAAGUGCAAUAGUAGUAAUACGGGCCCCUGCUCAAAAGGCCCCAGAUCAAAUGCACCCCUCCCCCAAUAAAUGGACUCUUUAAUUCCCCCUCCCCUCUAUUUCUCCCCUCCGGCCACCCCUUCCCCCUCUGAUUAACCCCUGGUCAACGCGACCCUCCCCUCUCUCUUCCUGCCCCCACUCUAGAUCGGCACUUGGCCGUGUGGGGCUUGCGACCUACAUGCUGCAUAAGAGGAAGGGAAAGGGAAUUAGAGAGGAAAGGGGAAAGUAAAGGGGUAGAGGAAAGGGUUAACUUGUGAAAGUAGAGCCCUCUGGGCUUCGCUCUACCGGCAACUCGGUUCGGCAGGGAGCGGGCCUAGCUUGGCCUGCCGGCGGCCUUUGGGUGAAUUUUCAUGGUGUAAUAUAGCUUCGGCCCGUUUGAGUGACGGCUUGCUUUGAACCGAGGGCUCGCCAACUCGCAAAAUACUCCGUACACGGGUCCCGUAAUACCUCUAUAAUACUUCAUAAUACUCCUUAGUAUGUUACAAAAUACCCCAUAAUACCUUAAAAUAUCUCAUAAUAGUCUAUAAUACUUAAUGAUAUCAAAUAAUAUGACAUAAAAGCCCUUGAAACGUUCCAUAAUACCGCAUAAUACUAUAAUACUCCGCACACUGCUGAGGAGAGUUGGCGACCCCUCGCUUUGAACCAUCUUUUUGCCAGGAACCUUUGAUGUCUACUUCGUAAUCAAAACUCAACAAACGAGGCGUUCUUUUCAUACGCUGAACAUCUUUGGCUGUGUGUGCCGCAGUUUGUAGAAUACAUGCAAGUUAUGCCAAAUCCCUUCCAAGUUAUUGAUGUUAGCUUAUGGAUCCAAUAACACACCUGUGAAAAAAUAUGGGUAGGUGCCGGAAGGUCCCCUCACCGGAAGGUCCCCCCUGAAUAUUUUAUUAUUUUUUAAAUAGUUUUUGAAUAAAAUAUUUAAAAAUAAAAAAAAAUAUUGUAAAAUAUUAAAAAAAGUAUUCUGGAGGGCCGAGAAAUUUUUUAUACUGCUCCCGACGACGAGUUCGGCUGUUCCCGCGCCGCAGCCGAGUGUUUGAAAACCAAGAUGGCCAAGAAGCCCUGUGACCUGUGAUCCGUCUGCUACUGUGAAAAAAUAUUAGUUUAUUAUUUCUUUCGCCCGGUUCUUUCGCCUUUUCGUCCUGGUUGCCUUUCAUUCGUCGAUGGUAAAAGCAUUUGGAUUUCCCGCACUGUGAAUUGCUUACGAACUAUAGGUUCGUAAUGCAAACCAAAACGUUCGUAGCUUACGAAGGAUUUUGAAGCGUUGUGUUACGAACUAAGUGUUCGUAAGCUUACGAACAAAUACUUCGUAAUGCGAACCAAUUGUUCGUAAGACCCGUCUAGCCUUACAAACAAUCGCUUUGCAAUACGAAUAAUUUCUUUGCAAUACAAAGAACGAAAAUUGUUCGUAACGUUGCAAAGUAUUUAGUUCGUAAGCUUUUAACAGUGCGUGUGGAAUAAAAGUUGGUUAAAAGAUCGUCUUGUCGUUGUUUGCGAAACGAAUCACGACUACAAAACGGUAAAUUUACAACCAAUUUAGGGCGCGAUAACGACAAGAAGGCGAACUUCUUGCGUAUCGUAUCGUGACAUACUUUCAAAUGAGAACAUUUUAAUGAAGUUGUUGCUGUUAGCUCCCCGUUACACCUUCUAACGCUUUACAGUUCAGAUUCAGUGGUUAUACACGAAUGACAGCACCUAUAUGCCGCGAAAAUAAACGUUUCGUCUUCGAACGGCGGUUGUUAAUCGAAUGACAUCAACUAGUUUAACCAAUCGCUAAAAAGGAUGAGUACAUGAACAAUGAAAGUCCCUUUAAAAGGUUAAGAAGCCCUGAUGGCACUUCUGAAUGACAAGUUCUACAUCUGCUGAUCGACACUGAACGAAAUCUUUAUUAUUUUUACAGAAAUAAUUUCUCAUUCAUUGUCAUUCAAACUACCGGCUGAUUAUAAAAAAGAAGAGCGUAUGAAAAGGAGUCAAAGUAAAUAUCUUGCAUGCUAACUCCCCCACGACAACAACAACAUGCAUGGCCGUCUGUCAACACCAAUAUGACGUCACUUCCUGCUCCGGGGAAGUUUGCGAGAAUGAGGGAAUCGUUUGAAUAGGUAGAUUGGUAAACCCUUGAUUUUAUUUUUAUCAGGAAAUUAUAAGUUAACACAUUAUCAACACUGACAGGUCACAAUAGGCUCCAAAGUUGACUGAUGGACAACCCAAACGCAAAUAACAUCAAAACAGGAAUAGAGAAUAGAAGGGGAUGAGAGAAAAAACCGGUUGAUGUGUCGUUUAAAACAGCCACCAGUACCUGUCUAAACCUAAAACUAGCACAUCUCCUUCUAGUGGAACAGACAGACACACAGACAGACA